GCGCAGGGGAGCGAGGGCGCUUGGUGAGGUGCUGGGUCGCCAUGGCGACGGCGGCGGCGCUGGGCUGGUGGGCCUUGGGCCUGGCCGCGCGUCGGGCCCGGCUCCUCCCGGCAUCCUCCCCUAGCCUGGAGCCGGCCUUUUCCCGGGCCCUGAGCCUGCGGAACUCGCGGCUGCUGGGUGCGAGGAGGCAGGAGGCAGGCCGGGCUUGCGGGCGCUCCGACCCUCCGGGGAGCGGCGGCCGCAUGGAGCCCGUCUGGGCCACCCCGCCUCGCCUGCAGAGGCGCGAGUCCGCGCUGGAUCACCUGGCCGGGAUCGCCCCGGGAGAAGCGGGGGAGCCGUCUCUGGGGGGGCCGGUCGCCCCGCCCGCCUGCGCCUUCCACGGUGAUCACAAGUCCUUGAUGUCCCACCGCCCAGAUCAGCCGGAGAACCCCAAAGUCUUGAGAGUGGCCAUUAUCGGGGCUCCCAACGCUGGCAAGUCCACCCUCUCGAACCAGCUGCUCGGACGGAAGAUCCUGGCGGUCUCCAGGAAGGUGCACACAACAAGGUGUAACGCUCAAGGCGUCCUCACAGUGGAGGAUACCCAACUGAUUAUCUUGGACACCCCUGGCCUCACCACCGCUGCCAAGGGCAAAAG
Molecule: messenger RNA, 634 nt
Organism: Thamnophis sirtalis
Lineage: Eukaryota; Metazoa; Chordata; Lepidosauria; Squamata; Natricidae
Source: RefSeq, a predicted model, not a curated record